AUGUGGAACGUUCUGCUGCUGCUGCUGUUCGCUGUUCUCAGAGUCAGUGAAUGCAGCGUUCAGAUCGUUGGCUUCAGAGGUCAGAGCGUCACUCUGCCAUGUUCCUAUGACAUCUACCAUCAUGGUGCUCUGUCAGUCUGCUGGGGUCGAGGAGAUUUACCAAACAGCGGCUGCAACAGGCAGAUCAUCGCCUUAGAUGGACAGACAGUAAGAAAAAACACCAGACUGUCCAGUAGGUAUCAGCUACUGGGACCACUGGACCAAGGAGACGUUUCUCUGACCAUACUGAACCUCAAAGAUGAGGAUGCUGGACGGUAUGGAUGCAGGGUGGAGGUGACAGGGUGGUUCAAUGAUGAAAAAUAUCACAUCGAUUUGGUGAUUAAUCAAGGUUUCACCCACCGUCCAACCACAACAGCCAUAACUGUAAUGACAGGAAGUGAUGUUUCCGGUGUCAAACUCACAGAAGUCACAGGAACCCAGCAGAAAUGGAGUACAGCUGCACAGCAGGAUAACUCUGAACACAGAAUCAUAACAAAUGCAGUCAAACUGUCCUUCAUCCUCAUGGCUGUAGUCAUGAUGGCUGCUGUUUACGGAGUGUGGAGGUGUAAACACAGAGCAGAGAACCAAUCAGAGGAGGAGAACCGCUCAGUGUAGACUCCACAGAGAAACUAUACACAUGUAUGCGUAAGAUGUGUUUUUACUUUCCUUAAAGAUACAGGUAUCUAUUUCAGUAAAAUAAUCCAUGUAGUAAUGAAAUUAAUGUAGCCAGUGGUAUUUACAUAUAGAUUGUUCACCUUAUUAUUGACCUGUGAACAUAGUUUAAUAUUACAGCAGAAUAAGAUUAACAGUGUUUAAAACAAAUUAACAGAUUUAUCUCAAACUCAAUAUGAAUAAAAAGUGUUGUGUUUUGAUAAAUACAGGGUGACCCAAAAAAACGGGAAUUUUUGAAGUGCGUAUUGGCAGACAUGAGCAAAUGGCAGCACUGCGAGACAGUGACCUUGAG
Sphaeramia orbicularis (orbiculate cardinalfish) is the source of this 1003-nucleotide messenger RNA. RefSeq names its product T-cell immunoglobulin and mucin domain-containing protein 4-like. Gene Ontology annotation, molecular function: phosphatidylserine binding. Lineage: Eukaryota; Metazoa; Chordata; Actinopteri; Kurtiformes; Apogonidae. Gene Ontology annotation, biological process: apoptotic cell clearance; cytoskeletal rearrangement involved in phagocytosis, engulfment. Bases 1 to 654 code for a protein of 217 amino acids. The record is from RefSeq and is a predicted model, not a curated record. The transcript is spliced from 5 exons.